Messenger RNA from Etheostoma spectabile (orangethroat darter), 2235 nucleotides. It is a transcript of the gene tmem30aa, whose product is annotated as transmembrane protein 30Aa. Gene Ontology annotation, biological process: phospholipid translocation. The transcript has 7 exons. The record is from RefSeq and is a predicted model, not a curated record. Gene Ontology annotation, cellular component: plasma membrane; Golgi apparatus; endoplasmic reticulum. Lineage: Eukaryota; Metazoa; Chordata; Actinopteri; Perciformes; Percidae. The coding region runs from base 227 to 1339 and encodes 370 amino acids.
AUUGGCUCAGAGGCUUUCCGGCUUCUUCCUCUUGUAUGAGAUUAACAAAACGGAUAAAAUCAAUAGGCUACUACAAUGAGUGGAUAUUUGAAUUAGAGGGUAAAUUCUCCUCAGACAGUUUAACUGUUCGCCUUAAAGUGUUGUCUCGUGUUUCUCGUAUAUAAUUAACUAGAAACUGCCGGCCGCUACAGUAAAUUAACUAUUUUGCCUGAAACGGAUUGCAGCCAUGAUGGCGUCAAGCUACAACGCUAAGGAAGAGGACGGACACAACUUGGGCGCUUCGAACAACGGAGGCGCCGGGGUUGUGAAAAGUAAAAAGCCGGACAACACCGCGUUCAAACAGCAGCGACUGCCAGCCUGGCAGCCCAUUCUGACUGCAGGCACCGUGCUCCCUGCUUUCUUCGUAAUUGGUCUCAUCUUCAUCCCCAUCGGCAUCGGCCUGUUUGUCAGUUCAAACAACAUCAAAGAGUUUGAGAUUGAUUACACUGGUGUAGAUAUUAACAAUCCAUGCUAUAACUGUGCCAAGGACUUCAGCUGGAACAGCACAACACCAUGUGUCUGCUCAGUACCCUUCACAUUGGACCAGCCAUUUGAGAGCAAUGUCUUUAUGUACUACGGCUUAUCCAACUUCUAUCAGAACCACAGGCGCUAUGUGAAGUCCAGGGAUGACAGCCAACUGAAUGGUGACCAGUCUGCUUUAAAGAACCCCAGCAAGGAAUGCGAACCGUACCGUACAAGUGAAGGACAGCCCAUUGCUCCAUGUGGGGCCAUAGCUAACAGCCUUUUCAAUGACUCUCUGGAGCUGUAUCAUAUUGAUUCCAAUGGCACCAAAAAUGCAAUUCCUCUGGUAAAGAAGGGAAUUGCAUGGUGGACAGACAAGCAUGUGAAAUUCAGGAACCCUGGUGGAAACAACAACCUUACUGUAGCUUUCCAAGGCACAUCUAAACCGGUGAACUGGAGGAAGCCAGUGUAUGAGUUGGACCCAUCAGAUUCUGAGAACAACGGCUUUAUUAAUGAGGACUUUAUUGUGUGGAUGCGCACGGCUGCGUUGCCCACCUUUCGCAAGCUCUAUCGCAUCAUCCAGAAGAAGUCAAGCACAACCCCCACUCUUGCCAGUGGCAAAUACCUCUUGGAGAUCACUUACAAUUACCCUGUGCUCACCUUUGAUGGUCGCAAGCGGAUGAUCCUGAGCACCAUCUCCUGGAUGGGAGGGAAGAACCCCUUCCUUGGCAUUGCCUACAUCACUGUGGGCUCCAUCUGCUUCUUCCUGGGUGUAGUUCUGCUCAUCAUCCACCAUAAAUACGACACCCGAAACAACAGUCCAGAUAUUCCGAACUAAACUGUUCUUGUAACACGUUUUUCUGUCUAUACAUGCAUGGGUGACCCUAAAAGGUCCGUUCUAGACUUCUUGUAGACUAUAACGUGAAUACACUGAUCUUUGUAAUUGUGUGUUUGUGUAAGAACAGCAUUGUCCUAAGUGUCGCAUCAAAAGCUGUUUGUGUAGGUCAACUACGGCAAAAAGAAGGAUGCUCGAGUCUGUGUCUCUGCAUAAAGCUUUGUGUCAGCUACUGAGAAUGUCAUUUCAAAAAUGUAUUUAUCUUCAAUUUAUCUAUACAUUAUCAAAGUAUCUGUUUUAUUUUAGCAAUGCUUUGCGAAUGGCUUAAUUAUUGAAGGGUGUAUGUAUUUUUAUUGCAAGUUUGUGUCCAUAUUAUGUACUGUAAUAUGUCCUGCUGAUGAAUGUACCAUUAUAUUUCAUUGACAUACCUCUGUGGUUUUUUUAGAUUAACUUGAAUAUAGGCUUGGAAAAGGAUUGCUUGUGUGCCAUUGAUUAUGGUAUGCCCUAAUAUUUAACAAGAAAUAUUUUAUCCUUUAAAGUCAUUGAAUGCUCAUAACAAGCGGUACCAAAAGUGUGGUUAUUUACCCCCUGCUAUGACUGGUCGUAUAAAGAGACUGAGCCGGUCGGAAGGCAUCUUUUUAAAAUUACAUGUUGAUGCUUAAUAAUAAUGGGAACAUUAUCCUAUACCACUAUAUUCAGUAUUCAUAAUUCUAAGAAUCUGGGCAACGUCUCAGUCUGAUUAGAGCACAAUUUCUUUUUUCUUUUUACAGUUUUGAUUAUCUUGCGUUCUUCAAUGUUGACCAAAUUAUAUGCACUUUAAAAGUGUCACAUUUGUUAGUUUUCCCCUUGUAUCACUUUAUCUUAAGUUAUAUGUUAUAUAAAAAAUAUUGUGUUCUUGA